AUGGAGCAGUCACAGUGUGGCAGUAGAGACCAAAGCGGCAGCGGCCCACCCCACCUGGCCCCGGGGCUGGUGGCAGCGGCCCCUCCGCCCCAGUCUCCAGCGUUACCGGUACCCCCGGGGAUACCUGUUCCUCCAACUUUCCUGCGCCCGUCCAGCCUCUUUCUACGGGCAGCCGCAGCCGCCACCGCGGGAAGCGGAGGCUGCCCGCCGCCUGCCGGAGUGGAAAGGGGGGUGGGCGCCGUGGCCUGCGGCUACCCACGGACACCCAAGUGCGCCCGUUGUCGCAACCACGGAGUCGUGUCAGCCCUCAAGGGCCACAAGCGCUUCUGCCGCUGGCGGGACUGCGCGUGUGCCAAGUGCACCCUGAUCGCCGAGCGCCAGCGCGUCAUGGCCGCACAGGUGGCGCUGCGCAGGCAGCAGGCCCAGGAGGAGAGCGAAGCCCGGGCGCUGCAGAGGCUUCUAUACCCUGGACCCUCAGGGCCCGGGGGUCGAUCAUCUGGAGGCAGCAGCAGAACGGAGAAUCCCCAGACCACAGCAAGUGGCCCUGCGAUAGUGAGUGCACUGGGACUGAGUGCCUCGAGACAGGCUAGUGGUCUGGCGACUCCUGCUUUCGAGAUUUUCCAGUCAGAUUAUACAGAGGAAAAACAAGGACGAAAAGAGAGUAAAUGUGACUCAUGCCAGAGUGGACAAGAAGAACUGGUGUCUAAAUCCCAUCAAUUUACCCUGAGAUCAUCUCCUAAGUCUAAUGAUGUCACUGGAAAACAAAACGUCAGGUCAUCUAUUUCAGAAAACCCAAACAAGGAUGAUAGCAUUCAGUCUCCUCAUCCUGGGGAGCAGUCAGGAGGUGAAGAGAGUCCCAGGUCCCUGUCAUCGUCUGAUUUGGAAUCAGGAAAUGAAAGUGAGUGGGCCAAAGACUUCACUGAUACUACAGUCAGCCUUCCCACUGUGUCCUCUAGACCAAGAGACCCUCUUGAUAUCCUUACCAAGAUUUUCCCGAGUUACAGACGCAGCCGUCUAGAAGGCAUUCUACAGUUCUGCAAAGGGGAUGUGGUCCAAGCCAUUGAACAGGUCCUAAAUGGGAAAGAACACAAACCAGACACCAGGGACCUAGCAAGCUCAGGAGCCUUGGAAAAUACAGCUUUUCAGAGAGCUUCGAAUUUAAGUUUAGCUGGAAUUGGUUUUGGAACUCUAGGAAAUAAAUCAGCUUUCUCUCCCCUUCACAGUACUUCUGCUUCUUAUGGAGGUGAUUCCAGUAUCUACAGCUUAAAUCCUAGACUAGGUAUCAGUCCAUUACGGCUGGCAUAUUCCUCUCCAGGAAGAGGGCUGUCUGGUUUCAUGUCUCCCUACCUAACUCCUGGGUUGGCACCAGCAUUGCCUUUUCGGCCAGCUUUGGAUUAUGCCUUUUCAGGGAUGAUUAGGGAUUCUUCUUACCUUCCCAUCAAAGAUUCAGCAACUGGUGGCAGACUGUAUUCAAGGCCAAAUCAGAACAACAUGUAA
Molecule: messenger RNA, 1497 nt
Organism: Globicephala melas (long-finned pilot whale)
Lineage: Eukaryota; Metazoa; Chordata; Mammalia; Artiodactyla; Delphinidae
Gene: DMRTA1
Product: DMRT like family A1
Biological process (GO): regulation of transcription by RNA polymerase II; sex differentiation
Cellular component (GO): nucleus
Molecular function (GO): RNA polymerase II cis-regulatory region sequence-specific DNA binding; protein binding; DNA-binding transcription factor activity, RNA polymerase II-specific
Source: RefSeq, a predicted model, not a curated record